AGUAGGGGGAAGAGGAGGGAGGUACCCUCCUUGGUCUGCCUGAACUCGACACUGAUGUUGACGCUGGAGACAAGACCUCCAGAAGAAAGAACAGACCUAACUCUGUCACCUCUGACAACGAAGAGAUUAUCAAUCCCGUGAUUCAGUGAACUCCCCAAUAAGGGACGUGGUGAAGAGACAAGCCAAUCCCGCAUUUUUAAAGGAGAAGGAAUAUAGGAUUGGUAUUAAGGUAAGUUUAGUUGCUGGUGUUCUUGGUCAUUUGGAUAAAACUGUGUUGCUGGUUCUCUGUGUAUCAGAUGACCAUGGAUGAACUGGCAACG
Geodia barretti is the source of this 320-nucleotide messenger RNA. The record is from the annotation of a GenBank genome assembly. Lineage: Eukaryota; Metazoa; Porifera; Demospongiae; Tetractinellida; Geodiidae.